AUGGACUUCCUCAAGGCUGCUUACGUGUACACACUGGGUGUGCCGAAGGACGCAGCUGUCCAUCUCACAGGUUUGUCAUUGAAGGUCAUCGACAUCUUCUGGGCAUGGUUACGUUUCGUUUGUGCCUUCAACGAAUAUAGCCUGGGUGAAGCUGCCACUUUCGAGCUUGAAGAGGUCGAGACAGAUCUGACUCAUUGUGGCAAGAAGAAGAAGGCGGACAAAGUGCAGCAUGUGGGCCGCAUGCUGGUCUUUGCCUCCAGGUCAGUGGACCCAGCGACUGGCAAGAGAAAACGACCUUCUUGGGUGCCUUUGAAAGACAAAACUGUCAAGGCUGGUGCCCCUCCACCGCCUGAUCACUAUGAUGAGGUCAGUGCCCCUCUGAACAAGAAGCUCAAGUCUUGUGUGCACCAUGUCGAUGGUGCUCAAGCUAACAAGAAGGCCCAUAAAAGGGAUGAGCCUUUGCAGGGCCAGCCUCUUCUGGAUGUGAAUCACAGCAAGAAGCAAUUCAGUCGAUUUGCCAAAGUGCCACUGAAGGAGGUUGGAGCCAAACUGGCUACACACUUGGCCAAGCGAAAGUCCAGCAGCAAGACAAGUGCCAGGUUCCGAGUUUCAACUAACAGAGCUGAAGCACUUGCAGGACAAAACAAGGUCAUGAUGAGAAGGAUGGCUGGUGGCAAGCUGCCAUCUCGGGCACACAAAGCUGCAUCAUGGUUGGCUGCAGCUCACUUGAGGAGAAGCCCAGGCUAUGAGGCACUGAGCACGUCUUUCGGGGUGUUCUUCAAGACUUUUCUUGACACAGGGGAUCCAGUCACAGUGCUGGAUAGAGCUCAGGGGUGGCUGAAAGCCAAAACCACGGACCUCGAGGAUUGCUGCGACGACUCCGACAGCUGA
This is a messenger RNA of Symbiodinium necroappetens, 891 nucleotides long. The record is from the annotation of a GenBank genome assembly. Lineage: Eukaryota; Dinophyceae; Suessiales; Symbiodiniaceae.